Molecule: messenger RNA, 2118 nt
Organism: Exaiptasia diaphana
Lineage: Eukaryota; Metazoa; Cnidaria; Anthozoa; Actiniaria; Aiptasiidae
Product: ERI1 exoribonuclease 2
Exons: 8
Coding region: 1-1803 (600 amino acids)
Biological process (GO): exonucleolytic trimming to generate mature 3'-end of 5.8S rRNA from tricistronic rRNA transcript (SSU-rRNA, 5.8S rRNA, LSU-rRNA)
Molecular function (GO): zinc ion binding; nucleic acid binding; 3'-5'-RNA exonuclease activity
Source: RefSeq, a predicted model, not a curated record
AUGUCUUUAAUUUGCGUACUAGUAAUUUGCGUUUUAUAUUUAACUUAUCUCGAAGAAAAGAAACAGCUGGAAGCCAAGAGUGCGUUUGAGAAUGACCGAGCAGAGACUGGACAACGUUUCCAAUACCUCGUGAUCAUUGACUUUGAAUCAACGUGUUGGRAGGAUAAACGAAUGAGUUAUUCACCAGAAAUCAUUGAGUUUCCAGCUGUUCUACUGAACACAUCCACUGGGGUCAUUGAAUCAGAGUUUCAGCAUUAUGUUCAACCAAGUGAACACAAGAAACUCAGUGAAUUUUGUACAGAAUUAACUGGAAUAACACAGACACAAGUAGAUGGUGGUAUACCAAUUGGUACAUGUCUAAUGCUCUUUUCUCGGUGGUUAAAAGAAAUAAGUGAAAAUAAAAGAAUCCAGUUUCUCUGUGAUGUCUUAAAGCCUUCUGAAUCUAGCCAAAAUUGCAAUGAUGUGAAAUGGUGUACUUUUGUCACUUGGUCAGAUUGGGAUAUUGGAAUAUGUUUGAAGAAAGAGUGUGAAAGAAAGAGGCAUCGUGUCCCACCACCACUGAGAGCCUGGAUUGAUCUUAGAGAAACAUAUAAGACUUUUUAUAGCCGURAACCMAAUGGACUUGCUGGGGCAAUGAAAGACUUAGGAAUUCARUUUGCAGGCAGACAACAUUGUGGAUUGGACGAUGCCCGCAACACAGCAAAAUUAUCCUGGCGAAUGAUCAAAGAUGGGUGUGUCAUGAAUGUAACCAGUUCCAUUGAUGUGAGUGUUCCUAUUCUACAUCAAAUCAUCAAAAAUGAUUUCAAAAGGAGUGAACAUUCCAAGACAAAAUUUACUGGUAAUGGUACACCUGUCAAGAAUGAUCAGUUUACUCCAAGAAUUGUCAAAGGUAAACCASRAUGUGAUGAAGAUGACAAGAYAAACACAAACACAAACAGAUCAUCAACUUCUACUCGUCAACUGGUGUCACCAAUGGUAUCUGUCAGUGAUUCUAGUCCAGGUAAUYGCCAGGGAGACAUYACACCAUUAAUAGCACCAGUGACUGCACUUGCAAAACACUCCAACUUGACUGACAAGACAUUGUCAGGUUUUURCCAGUCAAUUAGCAAGAACUGCCAUAAAGUAAGUAUGCAGCAACCUAGUGUGACACCAUAUUCUGUCAAGUGCUCUCUUCAAUCUGGYAAUGGUAACACAUUAUCAACAAGUACACUAGUCAACCAUAGUAUAGCAAGGCAAUCUCUUUGCCUACCAACACCAACAUCAAGUUCUUCUCCUUUUAAUGGUGAAGUAUCCAGCUUCAAUGUYUCUACUCUCAAAMGACCAUCAAAAAGUUCCAAUCUAGCAGUAGAAGUAGGGAAGACACCACGACUUGUAGAYUGUACACAUGUCAUGUCACGCUAUCCUGUCAAUGUUGUCACAAACUUUCAAGGUUGUGGUCUGGACAGUACCAAGAAAUCUGGCAAUCAUUGUGAUAAAAACACCCCUAAAUCAGCAAAUUCUGUCAACAAAAUGUCAUCAUUUAAGACUCCCAAGGUGACCACGCCRUUCUCCGGUAAAUUUUCUGUCACGCCCCUCAGUAAUGGUACACCUUUGUUGCGUUACAAUGCCGGGAGUGUAACGCCACCACUGUGCGACUGUGGUCGUCGGUCACGUCGUCUUAUUGUGAGCAAAGUAGGUCCCAAUCAAGGCAGGGUGUUUUAUACAUGCCCAGUUAAGAAAAGUCGUUCAAGUUUUGGAAAAUCACCUGUAAAUGUACCCAAAACUAAACUUGGUUGCAAGUUUUUUUGCUGGGAGCCGAGAUGAUUUGGAAGGAAUGUGMGCGUUUUCUGUCAGCRURCGAAUAUAACUCGCCAUAAAGGACAAAGGAUUUUCCAAUAGUCACGUUCUUGGAUGUCGUGACAUAUCUCGUUCUAAAGUCAAAAAUGAUGUGACAGGUGUAAGGAGAAGCAGUUAUGCGUGUUAUUUAGAUUAUUCAAGCUAGUACUGUAGUCGUGCAUAACAGAGAAAUCUCCAAAAACGCGUCUAUUAACAAUAAAAAUAUAGCKAUCCUUAUGAUUUUACACGGAGCCCAAAUGUGAGCGAUUUUCCGGCAUUUSGUGACAUCUCGUGCUAAAGUCA